Molecule: messenger RNA, 1847 nt
Organism: Melanotaenia boesemani (Boeseman's rainbowfish)
Lineage: Eukaryota; Metazoa; Chordata; Actinopteri; Atheriniformes; Melanotaeniidae
Gene: gpr61l
Product: G protein-coupled receptor 61-like
Exons: 2
Coding region: 399-1691 (430 amino acids)
Biological process (GO): G protein-coupled receptor signaling pathway
Cellular component (GO): signaling receptor complex; endosome; plasma membrane
Molecular function (GO): G protein-coupled receptor activity
Source: RefSeq, a predicted model, not a curated record
AGGAGUGAGAGUGUUAUUGGAGGAAGGGUGAAGAGAGCAAAGAGGCAUAAUUCUAUUACAACGAUUAUGGAAUCCAUGAUCAGCGAAAGUUUACUGAAAAUAUACGAAUUAAUUUUGGAUCACUGCUGCCUGUCUUCAGAAAAAAACAAACUUUAAACACUUGGUGUUAACUUUAAAACUUUAAUGUUAAAUGGAUGCCUGGUUGUUAUGAUUUUGGCUAAAAGGACUAGAGCUGGGCUCCGUUGUUUGAACCUGAAAUAUGUUGGACUUAAGCUGAGUUUAUUCAGAUCAGACCACAGUUAACCAACUGGUUUAAGCUAUACUAUGCCAGCAAAGAGUGGAUCAUGGGAAAUCCAUAGAACAUCUGAUUUGCAAAUGGAGGAAGUGGUAAAUAAAUAAUGGCUGACAAGACUGUUUCCAUGAAAGCCUCUGUGCCCCAUCAUUCAGUUACAAAUAUUACCACUGCUCUGUGGGGGCCCAAUCCUACAGUUCCUGCAGAUGUGGGUGUUGUCACAAGCUCCCAGUCUCAAAUCAAAGAUCUGUUUGGGUUGUUCUGCAUGGUGACCCUUAACCUCAUUGCUUUGUUGGCCAACACUGGUGUGAUGGUGGCCAUUGCUCGUGCUCCUCACCUGAAGAGGUUUGCAUUUGUGUGUCACCUCUGUGCAGUGGACCUGUUGUGUGCCAUCCUCCUCAUGCCUUUGGGUAUCAUAUCCGGUUCACCAUUUUUUGGCACUGUGGUGUUUACUGUGCUGGAGUGUCAGGUUUACAUCUUUCUCAAUGUUUUUCUUAUUUGUUUAUCCAUUCUUACGAUCACAGCCAUCAGUGUGGAGCGUUACUUCUAUAUUGUACACCCCAUGCGUUAUGAGGUUAAAAUGACCAUCAACCUUGCUAUUGGUGUCAUGCUCCUUAUCUGGGUUAAAUCCCUCCUCUUGGCUUUGGUGACACUGUUUGGAUGGCCAGCUUAUGGACAUCAGAGCUCAAUUGCAGCAGCUCACUGUUCUCUUCAUGCAAGCCACAGUCGCUUAAGAAGAGUUUUUGCUGUGCUAUUCAGUGUGGUUUGUUUCUUGGCUCCUGCAGUGGUUAUUUUCACUGUUUACUGUGCUGUGUAUAAGGUAGCUCGUUCUGCAGCUUUGCAGCAAGUCCCUGCUGUUACAACGUGGGCAAAUGCUAGUCCUGCUAAGGAUCGCUCAGACUCCAUCAACAGCCAGACUACCAUGAUCAACACCACUCGUACUCUGCCCCAAAGACUAUCUCCAGAGAGGGCAUUCGGUGGAGGCAAAGCUGCACUCACUUUAGUAUUCAUCGUGGGACAGUUCUUGGUUUGUUGGUUGCCUUACUUCAUCUUCCACCUGCAGAUGUCUCUAACCGGUUCCAUGCAGAGCCCUGGGGACCUAGAGGAAGCAGUCACAUGGCUUGCCUACUCCUCCUUUGCAGUUAACCCCUUCUUCUAUGGCAUGUUGAACAGACAGAUCAGAGAUGAGCUGGUAAAGUUCCGACGUUGCUGCUUGACCCAACCUGUGGAAAUUGGAGCAUCAAGCCAAGAGGGCUCAUUUCAGGAAAAUUUUCUUCAGUUCAUUCAGAGGACCAGCACCACGGCUACAAAUCGCUCAAGCUGUGCUAACUUGAGUCCCAAAAACACAAUAAAGCAUGAAAACAAGAUCCCUGGACAAAUACCAGAGGAGCAUCCAUAGACAAUGAUCCAUAAUUGUGGAACAUAUUGCUAAUAUGCAGACCAUAUCACUUUUUAAUGAAUGGACAAUUUAUCCUAGAGCAUUAGAUAGAUAGAUCUAAAAAGUCAUAAAAAGUAAAGUUGUACCCAUAAAAAUGUACACAGAUACACACACACG